AUGCUUCAGUUAGUCCCGUUAGGCUUUGGGCGUCCCCGCGUUCCCUCGCUCCCUGCCGCCCACAGCAGCCAACCAGCGGUCAGCGUUCGGCUUAUUCAGCGGCUUCUUCUUCUUUCGGCUAUCGGAGGGCAAUCAUCAGAGGCUUGCUACAUAGAGUCUCUCAUUUUCGAGUCUGUCUAUCUUGUUCACAAUAAGUACAUUCUUUUGGGAUCCAUCUACGAAGCCGUUCAUUUCGCCAGACGAUACAUGGCUGCUCUGCAUAGUCUUCUGUUGCUGCCGGCCCCGCCCUCCCCCGCAGUGCGUCAGUUGAAGGAAGUCUAUGGGCCGGCAUUGUCGCAUUUAUUUUCAAGCAUUGCAGCUCAGUUAAAGGGCUCCAGCGAUAUAUAUAAGCUUGAUGUUGCACUGGUCAUUCCUCAGCUCCUGUCCACUCAAUAUCACCCCCGAUCAAAGGCCUUUGCUAGUAUCCAGAAACUCCUGGCCAACUUCUACACACUGGUGGGAGCUAUUAGCGCUGAGAAUGAUGUAGAGUUGGAUGCACCAGGAGGCAUUGACGUUCGCGUCUUUUUCGUCGAUAACACAGAAUAUGAGCAGGCCGAAAACUGGAAAAGAAUACAAGGGCCUAUCAUUGAUUUUAGGACAUUGGCAACUUCACAGCGGCCCUGGGAUCAUGUUUACGUCCCAAGCACAACCGAGGGAGAGCUUCUAGGAGCUGCUCUGUCAACGCAUGGGGUUUCCAUCGCUAACACCAAACUACCUGUUGGCACUACUUCCUCUGCAGUAGAAACGAUCAUAAGUUCCGACGAGGAGCGAUCUACAAGCCAUGCCGCAGUCAUUGUUGGCGGAACAUUCGAUCAUCUUCAUCUUGGACAUAAGUUAUUGCUCACAGCUACCGCGUUAACACUGGAUGUUACGAGAGAUAAGAAAGUUCUUGCAGUCGGGAUAACCGGCGAUCAGAUGCUCGUGAAUAAGAAGUUUGCAGAGUAUCUAGAGAGCUGGGAAGAGAGAAUGCAAGGAACGGCAUCAUUUCUACGAGCCAUCGUCGAUUUUAAUCCUCCGGAGACUUCGUCUGCUGAUCUCACGCGCACAGAGCAACCAGGUCCGAAUGGCAAACAGGUUUCGUUUCAGGUGGCGCCAGAUACAACUGUCCGGUUGGUACAGAUUGAUGACCCGUUCGGCCCAACCAUUACAGAGGAACAAUUUAGUGCUUUGAUUGUGUCAGCAGAGACACGGUCCGGCGGACAAGCCGUCAACACGGAGAGAAAUAAAAAAGGAUGGGCAUCGUUAGAAGUGUUUGAAGUUGGUGUCUUGCAAGCGGGAGAAGCACAAGAAGUGGCGGAUACGUCAGCCAGUAGCUUCGAGUCCAAGAUCAGUAGCACUGACAUUCGACAACGUCGAAUGAAGAGUGCGGCUAGCAAUCUUUAA
Messenger RNA from Talaromyces marneffei, 1422 nucleotides. RefSeq lists its product as uncharacterized. The record is from RefSeq and is a predicted model, not a curated record. The transcript has a single exon. Bases 1 to 1422 code for a protein of 473 amino acids. Lineage: Eukaryota; Fungi; Ascomycota; Eurotiomycetes; Eurotiales; Trichocomaceae. Gene Ontology annotation, molecular function: dephospho-CoA kinase activity. Gene Ontology annotation, biological process: coenzyme A biosynthetic process.